Molecule: messenger RNA, 2755 nt
Organism: Daktulosphaira vitifoliae (grape phylloxera)
Lineage: Eukaryota; Metazoa; Arthropoda; Insecta; Hemiptera; Phylloxeridae
Exons: 2
Coding region: 202-981 (259 amino acids)
Source: RefSeq, a predicted model, not a curated record
CAUUUUAAAACUAAUUGUAUAUUUUAAUUUUUUCUUAAGUAUAACUACUGACUAUUUUUAUACAUAGAUAUUUCAUAGUAACCAAAAUUGUUAACAAAUGAUAGGAUAACUUGACUAUUACUGCAACAGAAUACUGAAAAUCAAACAUUAAUUACUAUUGACGAUUUGAAUAAACUCAUUAGGGAGUAUCCUGCAUUUAUAAUGUUGACAUUACAAAAACAAGAUUAUUACACAAGCAAAAGUACAUCCCGUUGCCCUAUGCCUUAUAACGAAAAUACUAUUUUAGACGAUCCUGAUCUUGUGCGGUCUAAGUAUUUCAACCCUAGAAAGUGUAAAAAACCUUGGACAUGGACACAAAAAAAUGAAAUAGAUGUUCCUGUACCCAUUGACGAUACCAUUGGUAAAAAAUUAGGAAAUAUCAUUAAACCUUGUAUUAAAAACAAUACCAAUAUUAUCCAAUGUUAUACACACUAUCUGAAUGUUAUGGAAAGCGUUGGUUUAACAUUAAUAGAUAGAUUUUGUUUGUUUGAACUUGAACUUUGGAAUAAACUAGGACACUUGGAGCUUACUGUAGAUUAUAAAGAAGAUUUUAGUUUAUUCACAAUUACAAUUAAUUUUAAAGCAAUAAAAUUAAUUUUUGAUAAUUCAAAAAAACUUUUAAAAAAUAUUAUUUUUGCAUUUAAACGAUAUUAUAUUUCUACUCUACCUCUGGACUGCGUUGAAAAUAUUUUAGAGAUUAUGCAGUCAUUUUCUGGUAAUGUGAAUGAAAUUUAUCAAUUUAUAAAACUCUUUAAACAAUGUCGUAUAUUAAUGAAAAAAAAAAGAAAUUAUGCUGUUUUAGACAAUGAUCAAUAUUGGAACUGGGAUUUUACUUCUGUUUGCAAACCUGAUGACCAUUUACUGGUAUCUACACAAAAUGAAAACGGUAUUAUUGGAUUAAAUCUUUUUACCUCUAAACAAAUAAUAAAUUCAAAGACAUAAAUUUUAUUUUUUAUUAAAAUUAUGAAUACAUUUUUAAACAUCUCAUUUAUCUAUAAUAUAAAUUAACAUGUGUGUUAUUAGAAUUAAUUAAUUAUUAUUAAUUAUUUGCGUAUAUUUUUACCAUAACUCAUGUAAGAGUAGUAAGGUACAAAUUCAAAAUUUGAUGUUAAGAUUUCAAUUAUGCUACUUUAUUUUUGAUAUUUGACGCCCAAUAGCAUUAAUGUGUAUGUUUCAAUUUUUUCUAGAAUUUGCAAUUUUUCAUAAAAUUUUUCACAAAUUUUUGUUCUUUAAUCUUUCUUAGGAGUCCGAUUUAAAUACUUAUUGUCUAAAGCUACGUGACACAUAAAAUCACUUAUGAUCUUUAAUUUCAUUAAAAUUAUAUUUUUUUUGACAUUCAAUGUACAGUAAGUUUGGUAUAAUCAGUAUGUGAAAUAUUUUUAAAUAUAUUUUAGUAUCUAUUCAAAGCGAAAAAUUAUUUAUUUUACAAUGGUGUGUUUUUUGUGUAUAUUGCCACAUUUUCACAGCUCGCAGCGAACAUUUUUUUUCAACGAUAUUUCAAAAGAAAAUAAAUAAAUAAAUCGUAUCUAAUUGAAAACAUUAUCCUAAAAUAACCGAAGAAAUUUUCCACGUUUCCCGUAAAUGGAAGGAUGCCUCCCCAAAAGCGAUUUUUUUAUAAAUACGUUAGAUAUUUACCAUUAUUUAAUAUAAGUUUUCGAAAAUCUAACCCAUUACUUGCUCACCAAAAUAGAUUUAAAAUAGAAACUUUUGCACAAAAAGUAAUAUAUUCAUCUUAAUUUUUGAAAAUGUUCCGGAAAUACUCUAAGCUUUAAACGCAUGUUAAACUUAUGAUUAUGCUAUUUACUACAGUAAAAAAAAAUCUCAUAAUUUUAUGAAAAUUUCAAAUUCAAAAUAAUAACAUGAUAGAAAUAUUUUCAAAAUUAUUCUUACAUGAUUCUAGAAUAUCACAGUAACGUUACUAGAAAACUAUUUGGCCAAAUCUCUAUGCUCUGAGAAUAUUUCCUAACAUUUCCUUUAAUAUUAUAUUCAAUAUACAAAUACUAUAAUCAUAUUCAUGUUACAUAACAACAAUAUUUUAGAAAUAUUAUUGAAAUAUUAUUGUAUGGUAUCAUAGUACAUAGUAACUCAAAAUUAUUGUAGAUGGGUUUGGUAUAAGCAUAAGGAUGAUUUAGUUGUUAUGUACCUAUUAAAUAAAAUUUUCUCUCGAGGUAUAAGUGCGAGGGUUUUAUGAGAUGUAAAAUAUAGAAUAACAAACUGAUGUGUGAACAUUUAUUAAUUUAAUAAUAAUUUGAAAUAGAAAUUACUGUGAUUUAUUAUUAUACUUUAAGUAUUUAAGCUUGUGCUGAUUGUGUGUCGUGUCAAUAAAUAUAUCAAGUAGUAAAAAAACCACAAAUGGGUUCUCUAUCUUCGCAUGAGAGUCUAUUUUUUUAUUUAUUACAUAGGUAAUCCACUCAAAGAUUGGACUAAGCUGGUUAACUUCGUACAAACAUUAAUAAGCAAUAUUUUAUUCUAGUAAUCACUUAAAUUUUUUAAUUUCCUACUUAAUUUAUGUAAUCAAUAUACUUAACUUUAAAUUGUAUAAGACUUCUGUAAAAUGAUAGUUUACCAUCACGAUGUUGGAAACAAGAUUGAAAAACAAUAUACUUCGAUCUUAAGUGAAUUUGUGAUAUAUGACAGACUACUUCUUACAAUUGUUAAAAAAUCAUAAAAUGAAAGAGUAGUGAGUGGAAGUAACAGUUUUUAUAUUAAAUUUAAC